This is a messenger RNA of Bicyclus anynana (squinting bush brown), 1001 nucleotides long. RefSeq lists its product as uncharacterized. Bases 213 to 557 code for a protein of 114 amino acids. The transcript has 3 exons. The record is from RefSeq and is a predicted model, not a curated record. NCBI's taxonomy places the organism in Eukaryota, Metazoa, Arthropoda, Insecta, Lepidoptera, Nymphalidae.
CACAAAGGAGCGGACGUUCGCAAAUCGGACGCACCGAGAAUCCAAGAGAAAGUAAUUAAUUUCAGUUUCAUUCUUCCCAUGAUACAGUUCACUGUUCUGCGAUUUAUAAAUAAACCAGAUUGAUUGGCUUUACGUGCCUAAUAAUAAAACGUUUUCACAACAUUAUCCAGUGAACGGAGUGCAGUUCAGUGGCGUAAAAUAUAAUAACAAACAUGGAUAAAGAGACUGAAAUGUUCGAGGAAGAUGAAUACGUAGACGUGCGAACAUUGCCGCUGAAGCCACCGCUACCGGCGCCGCCUCAAGAGAAGUGCGUGCGUCGUGUUUGGCAUCCUGUCAUGUGGGACAACGCGAACGCUGAUGCGCCUUUGGUUGAUAACUCUGAAGAACAGAAAGCAGCCGAGCGCGCCAGCGGCCGGGAGUACCCGCACAAGCAGCGCAUACGCAACUUGAAGCGAUUGAUUGCGGAGGGAAAAGUCAAGCCCAGUUCCGAAACUGUUAUAUUCUUCUUAUGCAAUAAAUUCGCCAUAUCAGAGGAGAGGCAAUCUAAACUUUCUUAAUAAAAUAACUAUGUAGGUUUUAUAUGUUUAACUAACUAAAAACUAUUUAUAACCUCUAUAUUAAGAAGAAAUUGAGCGUUCAGAUGUUUACUUAGCAUAAUAAUAUUGAAACUUAACUAAAUAAUGGAAUAACAUGUUUUGAAAUAAAUCAACAUGUACUAUAUUUUAAUAACAAAAUUGUUUAAUCACUUAACUAUUUUCCUAGUCUUAUGGUGGAUUUGUAAUUAUUCGUAAACAAUUUUGAAAUAAAUUAAUUAUACCUAGCGUUUAUUUAAAAAAAUAUUUAAACAUUGGAAUAAACAAAUAAAAAAACGUAUUUUUAAAAUACAGGGUUUUGCUCCGCAAUGUGAGGUUCUUUUGCUCCGAUAUUAAUAUGAAUGGACCAAAAUAUAAGUGGGAUGUAAGUAUAAAAGAAAAUAUAAAUUUAUCUUAUUAUUAUUAUUA